AUGGCUGGUUCGGCGCCCAACCUCUACAGCUUCGCAAACACCGAUGCUUUGGCCCAGCAACUGCGGCCUUACGUCCUCCGCAUCCAGAACUCGGCUUUAAGUCGUCACAGCACCUUCCGGGUCGCCGUCUCUGGUGGUUCCUUGCCGAAGGUGUUGGCACAAUCUCUCCUCGCGCCUGGAGAUGGUUCCGAGGAGGAUACUGCUCAGUUCUCCAAGUGGCAGAUCUUCUUCGCCGAUGAACGCGCCGUACCCCUUGAUCACGAGGAUAGCAACUACCGUUUGUUGAAGGAUGAAUUGCUCGAUAAGAUCCCAGCGGAGCUUGGCGCUCCAACCGUGCAUACGAUCGACCCAGCUCAUGUCAAUGACGAAGACCCCCAGGAGCUGGCCGACUUGUACCAGGAAGAGCUCAUGCGCUCAUUUGCCGCCAAAGACAGCGUGAAGCUGCCCGUGUUCGAUCUUAUCCUCUUGGGAUGCGGUCCUGAUGGUCACACAUGCAGUCUUUUCCCUGGACACGAGCUCCUCCGAGAAAAGGAUGCUUGGACCGCAGCUAUCAGCGAUUCUCCCAAGCCUCCUCCGAAGCGCAUCACCCUGACUUUGCCCGUGGUUACGCACGCUCUAAACAUCGCAUUCGUCGCCACUGGAGGCGGAAAGAAGGAUAUCAUGAAGCAGAUCUUUGAUGCUGAAGAAGGAAGAGACCUGCCGUCUUCCUUGGUCAACCAGGGUGGUGGUGAGAAAGUCAGCUGGUUCACUGACCAUGCGGCCCUUGAAGGUGUUGCCUUCCCCAGACGUGGCAGUUUGUAG
Molecule: messenger RNA, 801 nt
Organism: Aspergillus saccharolyticus JOP 1030-1
Lineage: Eukaryota; Fungi; Ascomycota; Eurotiomycetes; Eurotiales; Aspergillaceae
Product: 6-phosphogluconolactonase
Exons: 1
Coding region: 1-801 (266 amino acids)
Biological process (GO): pentose-phosphate shunt; carbohydrate metabolic process
Molecular function (GO): 6-phosphogluconolactonase activity
Source: RefSeq, a predicted model, not a curated record